UGGGGUUUUUUUAGCAAGAUUGUGCUUUUGAUUUUUUUUUUCAAUUUAAGAAAAAAAAAGAAAAACUUUUUUCUCAGAGGGAGGAGGAAGAAGACAAUGGGCUCGCCGUCGAAGGCCGGCGAGUACCCGACCCGGAUCCAGGCGAGGUCAUCAAUGAUCGAAUCGUUUCGGGGGUGCGGACUGACUGGAAUGAGGAUUGAUAAGGAGGAGUUGAAGCGGAAGCUUUUCAUGCCUCGAUACUUGCGUCUCGCUAUGCGUGACUCUAUUAGGUUCAAGGACCCUACCGCCGGUGAGACUCGUCUCCAGGAACGUGGCGACGCCGACGCUUCCAUCGCCGGCGGCGAUGUCGAUGGGGCUGAGGAGCAAAAGCACUCGCCCUUGUGUCCCAUGGUGGUUUUCAUCAAUUCGCAUAGCGGUGGUCGCCAUGGGCCCAUGCUCAAGGAGAGGCUUCAGCAGUUAAUGGGGGAAGAACAGGUUUUUGACCUAUCAGAUGUGAAGCCUCAUGAAUUUGUCCGUUAUGGACUGGGUUGCCUUGAACUGUUAGCUCAACUUGGUGACUCCGUUGCUAAAGAGUGCCGUGAAAAGAUGAGAGUUAUGGUUGCAGGCGGUGAUGGUACUGUUGGUUGGGUACUGGGAUGUCUUGGGGAACUUAACAAACAGAAUCGGCUUCCAGUUCCUCCCACAGGAGUAAUUCCACUUGGUACAGGAAAUGACCUAUCUAGGAGUUUUGGCUGGGGUGGUUCUUUUCCUUUUGCGUGGAAAUCAGCCAUUAAAAAAUCACUCACCAAGGCUACUACUGGUCAAAUUUGUCGUUUGGAUAGUUGGCAAGUUCUAUUGUCAAUGCCUGCUGGAGAAGUUGUGGAUCCACCUCAUUCUCUGAAGCAUACAGAAGAGUGCGCUCUUGAUGAGGGGUUGGAGAUUGAAGGGGAGUUGCCUGAGAAAAAGACUUGUUAUGAAGGAGUAUUUUAUAAUUACUUUAGCAUAGGAAUGGAUGCUCAGGUGGCUUACGGCUUUCAUCAUUUACGUAAUGAGAAACCUUACCUGGCACAAGGACCAAUUUCUAAUAAGCUGAUCUAUUCUGGUUAUAGUUGCGGUCAAGGUUGGUUCUUUACACCUUGUACAAGUGAUCCACGAUUAAGGGGACUAACAAAUAUUUUAAGGCUGCAUGUCAAAAAGGUCAAUUGCUCAGAAUGGGAGCAAAUUGCUGUUCCGUCAAGUGUAAGAGCUAUUGUUGCUUUAAAUCUUCAUAACUAUGGAAGUGGACGACAUCCCUGGGGCAAUCUGAAGCCAGAUUAUUUGGAAAAGAAAAAGUUUGUUGAGGCCCAUGCUGAUGAUGGUCUUCUAGAAAUUUUUGGCCUUAAGCACGGGUGGCAUGCAUCAUUUGUUAUGGUCGAACUCAUCUCUGCCAAGCACAUUGCUCAGGCCGCCGCAAUCCGGUUGGAAAUUAGAGGAGGCGAGUGGAAAGACGCCUACAUGCAAAUGGACGGGGAGCCAUGGAAACAGCCAUUGAAGCAGGAAUUUUCAACAUUUGUGGAAAUAAAAAGGGUUCCUUUCCAGUCUCCUAUGAUCAAUGGGGAGUGAGUGAUUGAUUAUACAGGUUUGCAAGGGUCUGUAAAUCAGGGUUUAUUUAUUAUUGCCUUUGUUGUAAAAAAAAAAAUAUAAUCUUUAGGCGUCAAGGGAAGGGGGUUAUGUAUUGAAUUUAUUUGUUAGUCAGAAAAAGAAUCACUUUUACCUCCAACUCUGAGAAAAGAAAAGAUUCUUUAGCUCAAUCACCAGGUCACUCACUGAUUUCACAAGUUUGAUGUAUGAUUUUACCAAAUUUGCUCUUGUUCUCAUCUCCCAUA
Messenger RNA from Humulus lupulus (European hop), 1844 nucleotides. RefSeq names its product diacylglycerol kinase 7-like. The record is from RefSeq and is a predicted model, not a curated record. The transcript has 12 exons. Gene Ontology annotation, molecular function: ATP-dependent diacylglycerol kinase activity. Bases 97 to 1581 code for a protein of 494 amino acids. Lineage: Eukaryota; Viridiplantae; Streptophyta; Magnoliopsida; Rosales; Cannabaceae.